GACUGAAACCGUGCGGAAUAAAAUUUAUUGUGGAAACCGUCAUAUCAUGACUAAUCUUAAAUAGCACUGAAUUUUACAAUGCUAAUAGCAGUUAUAAUGUUCACUUAAUUAUUAAUACCAGUACCAAUACACAACUAGACAUUAAAAGAUGUUUUUAGUGGGUUUGACAGGUGGAAUAGCUACUGGAAAAAGUAGUGUUGCUGCUGUUUUUCGUGAACACGGUAUACCUGUCAUCGAUGCCGAUCAAAUAGCACGGAAAGUUGUAGAACCUGGAAAACCAGCAUGGCACAAAAUACAAAAAGAGUUUGGUCCAGAUGUAUUCUUAGAUACAAAGGAACUAGAUAGAAUUAAACUUGGUGAUUUAAUAUUUAAUGAUAUAGAAAAAAGAAAAAAGUUGAACGCUAUAACACAUCCACAUAUAUAUAAAGAAAUAUACUGGCAAACAUUCAAAUAUUUUCUACAAGGUCAUCAAUUUAUAGUCAUGGAUUUGCCACUACUUUUUGAAACAGGGCACAUGUUAAAUUACUUGCAUAAAAUAAUUGUUGUGACUUGCGAAGAGGAUUUGCAAUUACAACGACUUAUCGAAAGGACAGGUAUCACAGAAGCUAAAGCAAAACUAAGAAUUGCUGCACAAAUGCCCUUGGAGAAAAAAGCGGAAAUGGCAAAUUUUGUCAUUGAAAAUUCUAGUAGUGAACGUGAUACUAGAGAACAAACUAUUAAAGUCAUUAAUGUCUUAAAGUCUUCCAAAUACCACUGGAAAUUACGACUUUUAGUUGGACUUUGUUGUACCGUCUUAUUAGCGGGUGUAUACUGGCUGAAAAAUAAAACUGUUCGUUCUUUACCGAGUACAGCAUAAAACGAACUAUUUACGGAAUUUUAUCAAUUCACUUUGGGAUCCAGUGUAUAGCGCUUUAUCGAAUUUAUGAAUUUACCCAUUUACGUACAGGAAUAAAUUACUUUAACAUAAUAUAUAAUUACAAUUAAUAGUAUUAUUUUUUUAAAUUUUCUUAUAUAUAUACUUUUUUUUUAAAUAACCAAUGAAUUUUCUGUGAUAUAAUACAGAUACAAAACUUUAUGUUUCAAUGUUUUUAUAAAAUGCGUAACAGUUACAUCAAUAUAUGAUACAAAGAUUGUAAUUAGCUUCUGGUUUAUGUAUUUCAAUGAAUAGAAUGUCAUUAAUUGAUCAAUUUAAAUGUGUCAUACAAAACUUGUACAGAAAAAGAUUUUUAUUAUCCUAAUGUACGAAUAUGGAGACCAUUAAAGUAAUAUAAUGGGAGGUGGCAGAGCACUAGUCUUGUAAACCAGGGGUCGUUUUUCACAGGAGGCAUCAAUGUAUUCAUAAAUAAUAUACUUAAGAAUGGUGUGCUUUAGAACAUGUCACAUAUAAUGAAACCGAUUGAAAUCAUUUAAACGAUUAAUGCAUUUAUAGUACAGUAAAUGACAAAAAUAGUUUUUAUACAUAUGAAAUAUUAACAUGUAAGGAUUGAAAGCAAUGGGACAUUUGAAGAUUGUAUAUUAGACGUACUGUUUGUUAAUUAUCGAAAUGAAAUGUAUUAUUAAAAAAACGAAUAGAA
This is a messenger RNA of Hylaeus volcanicus, 1574 nucleotides long. It is a transcript of the gene Dpck, whose product is annotated as dephospho-CoA kinase. The transcript has 3 exons. The record is from RefSeq and is a predicted model, not a curated record. Gene Ontology annotation, biological process: coenzyme A biosynthetic process. Bases 149 to 856 code for a protein of 235 amino acids. Gene Ontology annotation, molecular function: ATP binding; dephospho-CoA kinase activity. Lineage: Eukaryota; Metazoa; Arthropoda; Insecta; Hymenoptera; Colletidae.